Messenger RNA from Carassius auratus (goldfish), 4903 nucleotides. RefSeq names its product microtubule-associated protein tau-like. Gene Ontology annotation, biological process: neuron projection development; microtubule cytoskeleton organization. The transcript has 10 exons. The record is from RefSeq and is a predicted model, not a curated record. The coding region runs from base 126 to 2264 and encodes 712 amino acids. NCBI's taxonomy places the organism in Eukaryota, Metazoa, Chordata, Actinopteri, Cypriniformes, Cyprinidae. Gene Ontology annotation, cellular component: neuron projection. Gene Ontology annotation, molecular function: microtubule binding.
UCUUGCUCUCUAGCGCCAUCCUCCCUCUGCAGGACGCUGAAGGAACUGGAAGGGUUUGUUCACUGGCUGACUGCUGCAGUUAGACAAAUUACUCCGUGUGCCACAGAGACUGAAAUCAUCUCAAAAUGGACCAUCAGGACCACAUGAAUUCUGGACAGAUGGGUGACUCUCAGCACUCUCUUGGGAACAACAUUGCAUCUGGUGUAGGCAACAUGACCAUCGAUGACAGCCAUCAACAAGACAUUAAGAAUGGGAGAGCAGCACAUAUGGGAAUGGAUGAUGGGCCAGUGAAAGCUGUUCCCAUUAUUCUGCCUUCCAUGUCAUCAGAAGAGUUAACACCCGGCAGCCCGCCCAAGAAUGGCCGGAGCAGUGUGGCAUCAGUGGAUGGGGAGGGAGAGCAAGAGAAUGGGAAAAAGGAGAGCUCUGUCAGCUCAAGAGAGUCUCCAGUGUCUCCACAUCCACUACCGACCACUCUGGCUGAUGAUUUGAGUUCAGGGAUCACAGGUUUUGAAAGCCAGGUGAAGAAGAGUCCCUCAGAAAAGAUGAGCGACCAUCAUAGUGCAAGUGGAUCUGAGGAGGAGGAGAAAGAAGAAAAUGAAAUUGAGAAGUCUGACAGAAUUUUUUCUCCUGGUGUGGAAGAUGCUUCCAAAUGUGCUAUCAACAUAAAAGAGGAUGAGGAAGAGGACAAAGUAGUUAGUGAAGAAGAAGAGGAAGAAACUGGAGUUUCUAACACCCCAGACUUGUCAACCCAGAAAGACGACAUCAUUCAUGACGAACAUGAAACCCCUACUCAUCUUCGCAUGACCCCAGAGGAAGCUAAAAAACGUGGCCUUUCGUUUGACUACACAGAACCUCAGGAUCCUCAUCAGGGUGGUCCGGUGGGCUGGGAAUGCAGCUCUGACAAAACACCACCAGAAAUCAAGAGCCCCAACUCCUGCAGGGCAGAUCCGGGAUCACCUCUUUCUCUCAGUGCUGCUGCCGACCGUACCCAAGAGGAAUCAUCUCUAACAGACUUCCAAACAGAUGCUCAGGAGGAAGAAGAGGAAGUAGAGGUACCAGAACCUGACCAAGAAGAGGAGGUGACCACUGUUCUUCUGUCUUCCCAAGAAGUUGCUGCACCCAAGAUGGAGCCUAAGGCAGAGGAACAUAGAGAACCUGAAGAAGCAAAAGAGAUCAAGCGGGAUACAUUUUUGGAGACGAGCGAUGGUGACCACAUUGAUACAGAGAAGGUCCAGCCAGUUGACACACCCGAACCUGUUGCCACCAAAGCUAAGGAUGCCGUUAAGCCCAGCGCCCAAGUAAUGCCCACAAAAGCACCAAGCAAAGAAACUCCUGUCAAAGAAUCUCCAGCCAAAAAAACUAAGAAACCCGUUGCUUCAGUUGCUGCUACUCCUUCCCCUAUAUCUGCUCCCAAACUUCAGAAAUCUCCCUCUAAAGAUGCUGCUCCGGCCAGAAAAUCAAGUGUCCCAUCCAAAGCCAAGGCUGGAGCAGGGGCAACUCCAGACAAAAAGCCUGGAGAUGCCAAGACGAAGACAGGGGGUGCCAAACCCCAAGGAGCUGGCACUAAGGUCCCUGCUGCUUCACGGAUGGAGCAGCGAAAGGCAGGACCAGGGUCCAUUGAAAGAGCUGACUCACCUAAAACCCCAGACCGAAGUGGUUGCAGCAGCCCAGCCAGUCGGUCAUCUACCCCUGGACAACAGGUGAAGAAAGUAGCAGUGGUGCGCACCCCUCCUAAAUCACCUAGUUCAUUGAGAUCUCGUGCCCCGAUUGCUCCUGUUGCACCAAUGCCUGACCUGAAGAACGUCAAGUCCAAGAUCGGCUCCACUGAGAACCUCAAACACCAGCCUGGAGGCGGGAAGGUUCAGAUAGUGCACAAAAAGAUCGACCUAAGCAACGUCCAAUCAAAGUGUGGCUCCAAGGCUAACAUUCAUCACAAACCGGGAGGUGGAAAUGUAGAGAUCAAAUCUGAGAAGUUGGACUUCAAAGCCCAGUCAAAGGUUGGAUCUCUGGAGAACAUUGGACAUGUUCCUAAGGGAGGACAGAAGAAGAUUGAGAGCCACAAGCUAAAUUUCCGAGAGCAAGCCAAAGCGCGCACCGACCACGGCGCUGAGAUCGUGUGCCGGUCCCCCGACAUUUCCACGGAUGGAUCGCCCCGCCGUCUCAGCAACGUGUCUUCCUCCGGCAGCAUCAACAUGACCGACUCCCCACAACUGUCCACGCUAGCUGACCAGGUGUCAGCCUCCCUCGCUAAACAAGGCCUGUGAGCCCCCGGCCCAAACGUGUCGGCAAUUGACAAAAUGAAAAAAAAGUUACAAAUGUAUCUCCUUCAGUCCUUUCAAAUAAGGUGCUUGUCGGAUUUCUCCUAACUAAAGGUUGUCCCAUGCAGCGGCUUGUCUGCUUGUGAAAUAAUUUUACGCCUCCUGGCACAGAGAGACAGGUAUUGAUGUUAUUGGCUUAGUAUCAUGAAAAACAACAAAGAAAAAAAAAUAAUUUAAAGGGAGCUGGUGGUGUAUUGAUCCCCAAAUGGUCAUUUACAGCACUGAGUAGCCUGGUUUUGUUCGUUUUAAAACCCCGUUUUUUUUAAAGAACAACAAUGACAUUUGCUUUCAAAGCUGUAUUUGCUUCGUUGCCUUAUUGUGAAUGUUUUUAUUUACCAUAACUUAUGCACUCCUGUUUUGACGUGCAGCAGUAGGGAAGGCAAACAUGCUACAUGGUUUGGAAGGGUGGAGUUUAUGAUACUGGCUAUGAAUUCAAUUGGACAGAAACAUUUCAAACACUCUCUAUAGUGGAAUAGUGGAGGCAUAUUAAAAUGAAAUAGUGGCCUGCUAUAUAAUUAUUUAAAUCAAAGACAUCAGCGGGCUCCAUAGUGCAUGUUUGAUUCUUAAUGAAAGCUGUUAAACUAUCUAAACACCUCAGUUGUGUCUUUGAUCCAAAAUGAAACAGUUAAGACUUAAUGAUAAAUCAUUAUUCAGAUGAGUCUGGGACGAUGUAAUUCUAAUAUCAUAAAUUAGAUAUUUCUGUACCAGAAUUUUGUCUGUGAAUUCUUUAAAACUGCACAUCCUCAUUCAUCUCCACAGCAGAUUCUCAAGGCUUAUCUGUCCUCAGUUGCACUGGAAGAAUGAAAUCUUCUUGCUUGGCCUCUAGUGACUCUUUUGACAAAGAAAGCAAAUGUCAAUAUACAAAAAUCAUACAAAACUUUUAAAUAAAGCUAUGUUACGGGGCUCAACAUUAAGGAUUUUUGUUCAGUCGUUCAGUUAUUCACAUUUUAAGCAACAUAUUUUGUGUCCAAAAAUACACAUUUUACUUUUGAGAUUAUCUUUAAAAAAUGAUUUAAUGCAAGUAAAUUAGAAAUGUAGUGCCAUGGAAGCUAUGACAUUUGACGUGUAGCUUUCGUUUGAAAAUAUUUGUAAAACUGUGAUUUUUAUUUUUAGCUAAAUUUAGUCUAAAAAUUAGAGACCAUUUCAGUGCAUCCAAUACAUCACUCGAAGUUUCAGUCUAUAAAACAAGAAUGAUUGUAUUGAUAAAAAAAAUUAUGAGACCACAUAAAAGAUGUAGUGUCGGCCUUAAACCGGCCCCAGAUCACAUUGUCAUCCUUAUUGUUGAGCUCUGAAGUAGUUUGCCCUGCACAAGCCUCAUCAAACUGAUAUCACUCGGUACAUUCUCUCAUCGUUUCCUUUAACUCAUCUCUGUACGGUCACAAUGCUUCUGUAUUGAUGGAUUUCGGCUUCUGUAUAUAAAAUGCUGUUUCAAAGAAUGUUUGUAUGGACCAAUGCAAAAGACUUGAGAGGAUUUCAAAGCACUCAUAAAAUAACUAACAUCAUAUCAGAAAUCUCAUAUUGGGAACAGACAGCUGAAAAGUGGCACCCGGUGUCCUUCAGCUGCAUUUGAGAAAACAACUGUCUGCGUUUUAAAGAUUGUCUGUGGUCUAAGAUGGAUUAAGUCAUGUCAUCCAGUGUUGAUUUAUUUGUUGCAGGACGUUUAACACAUCGGCCAAGCUCCCCUCAGUACUAAAGCCUUCAAUCCAAAGCACAACACUCUCACGCUGCACAUUCCCAGCAUGCAAUGGACUUCACCCAUUGUCUUCUUGAAUAUAGUAACCAGUCACCACAUCCCCGUCCAACUGUUUAGAAAACCACCUUUACUAGAGCGUUUUAGUCACCUUAAAACAUGCAAAGAAAGAGGGAAAAAGUGGAAGAUUAAAGGAAUUAAGCUACCUGCUAAAAUACAGGUUUAUGUUGCACACUUCUUUUUCUAAUAGUAUUGUGUAGACGAUGUAAAAGAUGUACGAAUGUGUUCAGAGGAUCUGACACUAAGCCUUUUAUUUAAUAUCCGCAUUGCAUUUGCAGCUUUAUGCUCAUUUGAAAGUGAAUGCACUGAGCUGCCUUUACACAAACUACAUUACUCAUUUAGAUGUACAUUUAGAAAGGGGUAUAAUAAGUAAAAUAGGGGGAAAUAUGCAUCCAGCAUCCACAAUACGAGUAAAGGACUUGACUAGUGCCACAUGCAUCUCUCUCACGUGACUCUGAGAAGCUUUAGACGGAUUGCUGUAAACCCAACACUGUAGCCGUCCUUUGAACAGCAUGCUCCGAACAUAAACCUGAGCAUUUAGACGUGUGGGUUAAGCUGAAGAGCAGAAUUAUCAGAUAAAAUGUUUAAAAACGGCACUGGAUAAGGCCAUUAGCUGCGUUUCAGACUGUUCUGUCAUGUGUUGACCGCUCGAGAGGUCUCUCUCUAUCUCUCCUCAGUUUAAUUUCCCGCCUCUGCUCCUCUCUUCUCAUUGCAGUUCUUCAUUCUAGCUUGACCGUUGUGAUUGUCUUUAUCGUAAUGUGUUUUAUUAAUUGGUUUACAUUGAUACUCCUUGCUGUAAACGUGAAUUUGGAAAUAAAGUCCGUAUUAAACUGCU